AUGUGUCAAAAAUGUAGCAGCUUCAGAGAAAAAGGAGUCAGAGAAGAAAAAGAUUUUUGCCCAAGACGAGGAGGAACUCUUCAGACUCCCCCUCCCUAUGCAUCGGCACCUUUGCCACCACAGGGGGCUGCAGGCAUUGUUGUGCCCCAGGCUAUGGGGGUUGCUGUUGUGGACAGUGUGGGGGCAGGGGAUCGUCAGGCAACAGGAGGGGUAGUGAGAAGGAAGGAGCCCAAGGAUGGUGGAUCAGGGGCUACAGGAAUUAGAAGAGAAGGGCCAGUAACUAGACGAUUGGAGGCAGAAAGGGCGAAAGCCGAGAAAGAGGAAAGUACGUUGGUAGAGGAAAAAGAAGGACUCUUUCCAUUAAGAGUAUCGGAACAACAGGUGGGCAUUAACGCCCAGGGGGAUCUUGAAUACCGCCCUUGUUUUCAAUAUAUCCCCUUUUCAACUAUGGACUUAUUGAAUUGGCGAAAGCAUUUUGGUCCAUUGUCCGCGAAGCCCACGGAAAUGACAGAUUUGUUUCAAACCAUUAUGCAUAGUCAUAACCCCAAUUGGCGAGAUAUACAACAGCUGUUAACUACGUUGCUAACAGCAGAGGAGAGAGAGAAAUGCAAAGCAGGAAUGCGAGAGGUUUUUAGAGAACGUUAUCAUACAGAAGCAGAUAGGGCUCAGAAACUUUUGGAAGAGGCACCAGAACGGGAUCCUGGAUGGGAUCCUAAGGUAGCAGGGGACAUGGCAAAGAUACAAACGUAUCAGACCCUGAUAGUGGCAGCUCUCAAGAAGGCAGGGAAACCCCCUGUGAACUUGUCUAAGCCCUCAUUAGUUAUGCAAGGAGCGGAUGAGAGUCCAGAGGCAUUCCUUCAAAGGUUGAUUGAGGCUUAUGAGUUGUAUACUCAAAUGGACCCGAGGGCUCCAGAGAAUGUGAGGAUGUUGAAUGAGAGGUUUAUUGCACAAAGUGCAUUGGAUAUUCGUAAGAAAUUGCAAAAGUUAGAGGGAGCGUUGGGAAAGAAUACGACUGAGUUGGUAGAGGUGGCUAGAAAAGUGUAUGUGAAUAGGGAUAAGGUUGAGAAGAAGGACAAAGAUGAUCUGGACACAGGGGCUGGACGAUCAGUGAUAAAUAAUCCAAUAACUACCCCUGGUCCGUACCAAAUUCAAGUACAAGGAGUGUCUGGACAAGUUGUAGGGCGUCAAGUCUUGAAACCAGUCACCUGUACUUUUAAGGGCUCCGAAAUUCAACAUGAGUUCCUGUAUAUACCCGAAUGUCCUGUCCCAUUGUUAGGAAGGGAUUUGUUAAGUAAAUUAGGAGCUACUAUUUCUUUUGAUGAGGGAAAGCAGUAUCUUACUGUUAGUCACAGGCCUGAUGAAAUGUGGAGGUUGAUGGUGGUUAGGACACCUGAGGAAGAAUGCUUGGACAUAUGGAGGGAAUUUGAUGUACCAGGAUUAUGGGCUGAGGAUAACCCUCCGGGGUUUGCAGCACAUCACCCCCCUAUUAUUGUGGAAUUAAAGCCCCUGGCAGCUCCUGUCCACAUUGGGCAACGGCCCUAUUGGAGGGAAGCCAUCCUGUCUAUAUAUGACUGUAUUCUAACAUACUUGGAGGCUGGAGUUUUGGUUCCUAUACAAUCCCCCUGGAACACUCCAAUUUUGCCUAUCCUUAAACCAGACGGGUCCUUCAGACCGGUGCAAGAUUUGCGUGUGGUUAAUGAGAGGACGGUCACAAUUCACCCUCAUACUCUUCUCAGUCUCAUCCCACCUAAUGCUACAUGGUUUUCAGUGAUUGAUCUAAAGGAUGCCUUCUUUAUUAUACCUAUUCAUCCAGUAAGCCAGCCAUUGUUUGCUUUUGAAUGGGAAAAUCCGUAUACUGGAACAAGGAGCCAGUAUACUUGGACAAGGUUACCUCAGGGGUUCAAAAAUUCCCCAACUCUCUUUGGAACCGCGUUGGCCAAAGAUUUGCAAUAUUUUAUCCCCUUCCAACAAGGAGAUUCGAUUUUGCAAUAUGUGGAUGAUGUGUUGGUCACUGGACAGUCACGGGAUGGGUGUUGGGAAAACACGAGACGUAUGUUGUGUUUGUUGCUAGACUGUGGAUAUCGAGUGUCCAGAAGUAAGGCUCAGUUAGUCCAGCAACAAGUCCGUUAUUUAGGUUAUGAUAUAACGCCAGGACAAAGGGCACUAGGCCCAGAGAGAAAGCAGGCGCUGCUUAAUCUGGCGAGGCCAACUGAUAGGAGGCAAUUGAGAGGCUUUCUAGGCUUGGCAGGGUUUUGUAGAAUUUGGAUUCCAAAUUACGCACUGAUGGCAGCUCCACUUUAUUCGUCUACCAAGGGAAGUAAGACAGACCCCUUCCUUUGGUCAAAGGAGCAGGAUCAGGCCUUUGAUGCUAUUAAAGAAGCUUUACUAAGAGCUCCGGCUUUGGCCCUGCCAAAUCUGAGUAAGCCCUUCAAUUUGUAUGUGGACACACGUAAGAACGUCGCUUUGGGAGUGUUGACGCAGCAGCUUGGCCAAUGGCAACAACCAGUUGCAUAUCUGUCAAAACAACUAGACACUGUGGCUCGAGGAUGGCCGCAUUGUUUGAAAGCUUUAGCAGCCAUUGCAGAACUGCUGCAAGAUUGUAAUAAACUCACUUUUUCCUGUCCAAUCGAGGUCCAUACCCCACACUCUGUUCAAGCAAUUCUUGAUCAGAAGGGCCAUUUGUGGAUUAGUAACCAACGAAUCAUCAAAUACCAGGCCAUGAUGAUUGAAAACCCCCAAGUUCAUCUAGUGGUUUCUACCUCAUUAAAUCCUGCUACUCUCUUGCCUACAGAAACAGAGGUGGAACAUGAUUGUGUACAAGUGUUGGAAACCGUUUAUUCCACACGACCCGAUUUAACUGACAUACCUUUGCCUCAGGUGGAAUAUAACUGGUAUACCGAUGGGUCUAGUUACAUACACCAGGGGAUGAGAGUUGCAGGCUAUGCUAUUGUUGACGAUGAGGAGGUAAUUGAAAGCGGGCCGUUAGGAGCAGGAAAAAGUGCACAAGUGGCAGAAUUGUGGGCCCUCAUUCGGGCAUUGGAACGGGCUGAAGGUGAACGUUUGAAUGUAUGGACGGAUAGUAAAUAUGCCUUUUUGACUUUACAUGCUCAUGGUGCUGUAUACAAGGAAAGGGGAUUUAGGGAUUCAGCUGGCAAGUAUAUACAACAUAGCCAUUUAAUUCAAAGAUUGAUAGAUGCUGUCCAAAAACCGAAAAAGGUGGCAGUUAUGCAUUGUAGAGGUCAUCAACGAGGUGAUGAUAGAAUUGUUUUAGGAAACAGGGCAGCAGAUGCUGAAGCACGAGCUGCAGCAUUGCGUCACGAGCCUCUACCAGACGUGUUUAUCAAUGUUGCCCUGGAUUUGGGGGUAAUACCAGUAGACAUCCAACCCUCUUACUCUCUAUCAGAAUGUGAUAAGGCAGUUAACGAUUUGAUGGCGGUCAUCGAUAAGGGCUGGUACGUUCUUCCAGAUGGAAGGAUCUAUGUGCCUUCCUCGGUGGCAUGGCAGUUGGUUCGUUCUACUCAUGAAGCCACUCAUAUGGGGAAAACGGCUUUAGAAUCUGCUCUUAUGAGGGACUACUAUAUAGAUGGGUUGGCGGGGAUGGCAGUAAAAGUAGCAUCUUCCUGUGAAACGUGUGCGAAAGUCAAUCCUAGGCAAGGUCCUUCCCUUCCACCAGGAGCUAUACCUAUUGCCUAUUACCCUAUGGACACAGUCAUGAUUGAUUUUAAUGAUAUGCCACGAAGUGGAUUUUAUAGGGCUAUGUUAGUUAUUGUGGAUUUAUACACGGGUUGGCCAGAGGCUUUCCCUACAAGAACGAAAAAGGCGCAGGAAGUAGCAAAGGUUUUGCUUAAAGAGAUCAUUCCUCGAUUUGGUAGUCCCUCCUUUGUUUCGUCCGACAAUGGCCCAGAAUUUGUCCAUCACAUUAAUCGAGCCAUUGCACAAGCUACUGGGGUAAAAUGGCGAUUCCAUUCUUCUUUCCACCCGCAAUCUGGUUCUCCCGUGGAAAGGAUGAAUAGGACUUUAAAAGAAAAGAUAACCAAAAUUUGUGCUGAAACACACUUGAAGUGGCCCGAUGCUUUGCCCCUUGCAUUAUAUGCAAUUCGGAGUGCACCCAGACGACAACAUAGACUCUCACCAUAUGAGUUGAUGUUUGGUCGGCCUCCGACGUUGUUGCGGCGUAAUUUGGCUGGAUGGCCUGAUUUGGGACAUAAGGGGGGAGUGUGGGCCAUGGAGAUGGUGCAGGAAUUAAAUAAACAGGUUGAAAAGUUGAGGAAUUAUGUGUUGGAGCAAACCCCUCCUAGAUUGGUAACUAAAUGUCAUUCUUUCAAGCCAGGGGACCGAGUAUGGGUAAAACAUUGGAAAAAGGAGCAAUUAGAAGGGAGGUGGAAGGGACCUUAUGAGGACCGGAGAAAUCAGGACGUGUGCGAGCAGGAUGCACGGAGGUAUACAGCUCGUUUGGUCUAUUGCUAUGUUAGCGAUAUGCUUAUACGGAGAGGUGGAGGGAAUAUGAUACGAAUGGAAGUAUCUCGUAACAUCCCAUCCAUAGUGACAUAUGGCUUUGGAAUUGAUGACGACCUAUGGAAAGCUCCAGAAGCUAUGUACUGGAUUUGUGGAAAGCUAGCCUAUGAAACUUUGCCUAGAGAUUGGUCCGGAUCAUGUAUUUUAGGAUGGAUUAAACCUUCAUUCUUCUUAUUACCCAUGAAAGCCCGCCAAGUGUUGGGGAUCCCACUGUAUGAGAAGGUCGGCCUCCAGACUAGAAGGAAACGGGAACUUGAUACAGUCUUUACCAAUUUCCUUUGUAAGGAUUGGGCCGCCUUUGAAGAUAGCGAUGUUUGGAGUUCGGAGAGAAUUGUAUGUACCUAUGGCAGGGCUACGUGGGCAGAAGAUGGAUCUUACGGGUAUCGCACACCCAUUUAUAUGUUGAAUAGAAUUAUUCGCCUUCAAGCAGUAUUGGAUUUAGCGGGCCAACGUAUUGAUAAGGCCCUUAAUAUAAUAUCAGCUGCCACAGAUAAAAUAAGGACAGCAGUGUAUCAGAAUCGCUUGGCUUUAGAUUACUUGCUGGCUAAAGAAGGGGGCGUAUGUGGUAAAUUUAAUCUUUCUAACUGUUGUCUGCAAAUAGAUGAAACUGGAACUGUUGUUAAACAAUUGACUACAGAGAUGCGUCAAUUGACUCACAAUCCUGACCAGGUAUGGCGAGGAUUCAACUUUAAGGAAAUCUUUGGUUCCUGGUUUCCUAAAUUGCCAGGCUUACAAGCUAUAGUUGCUUUAAUAGGCUUAAUUGCUGCAGGAUGUGUAUUAAUUCCUUGUGUUUUACCUAUUUUUGUACGCACUAUUUCUAAUAGUUUAUCCUUAAUAGCAGAACGAAAAGCAACCGCACAGGUAAUGGCGUUAUGGGAAUAUGAGAAAAUGAGUCCUGUGGAAGACCCGUCCAAUGAACCUGAGUAUGUGACUCUUCUGGAAAUGUCAGAUGAGUCACAAAGGGGGGACUAA
Messenger RNA from Thamnophis elegans (Western terrestrial garter snake), 5487 nucleotides. RefSeq lists its product as uncharacterized. Lineage: Eukaryota; Metazoa; Chordata; Lepidosauria; Squamata; Natricidae. Gene Ontology annotation, molecular function: RNA-DNA hybrid ribonuclease activity; aspartic-type endopeptidase activity; nucleic acid binding. Gene Ontology annotation, biological process: virion assembly; proteolysis; DNA integration. The record is from RefSeq and is a predicted model, not a curated record.